CCGUCUGCGCACGCGCAGGAAAGUCCGCCAUAUUGUGACAAAAUAAGGUUCCUCGUUUGGAAAUCUAAACAUCCCUUCCGGGUAUAAGCUCAUCGUGUUCCUGAUAGUAAACGACACCAUGGAAUCACUGUGGCACAUCCCAGUCGAAACUAUGUCAUAACUGUCACGGGAGGAUAUUUUUUACAAGCGUUAGGAUCCAGACUGUAAAGCAGGGGCAGGAUGCCGCCCCCGCCACCCCCUCCCCCUCCUGCCCCCGCUGCUCCCCCUCCUCCUCCAGCUGGAAAGUUUGGAAAGGGUGGGGGAGGAGGAGGCGGCCGUGGAGCUCUGCUGGGAGCUAUCCAAGGCGGAGCCAGGCUGAAGAAAGUACAGACCAAUGACAGAAGCGCACCAACUGUAGGGGGGUCAUCUAAGCCGGCCAACAAAUUUAACACUGUGGCGAGCCAUCCUGCUCGCAUGCCACCAAGACUGCCGAAGUGGGAGGGUUCGAAGGAUGAUGGUAAUACAAACCGAGGAGGUGGAAGUGGACCUGGCCCAGGAGGGGGUGGAGGAGGUAGCAGUGGUGGAGAUGCAGGAGGAGGUGGUGGGCCACCUGUAGGGGGUCUCGGCGGCUUGUUCGCAGGAGGAGUACCUCGACUACCUAAUAGGGGCAGAAGUGGAGCACCCAAUAGAACGCCUGGUCCGGCAGCUCCAGUUCUCCGUCCCCCUGGCCCCAGGCCACCGAUGACCAAUGGUCCAUCUCGGCUCAGUAACGGAACAAGUGGAGGUCCCCCACCACCUCCGCCACAAAAUAAGAAAUUUUCAAUCCCACAUACCACAGAGUCUUCUAGCCGGCCUACUCACCCAGUGCACAACAGUACUAACGGGGUAGGCCCAGGGGUCCCAAUGAGGCAGCAACCCCGGAGCCAACCUCCCCCUCCCCCUGCACGACCAGCAUCGGGGAGCAUAUCAGGCAGACCCAGUAGCAUGGUCGGAAGACCUCUACCACCCCCUCCUCCCCCACAUCAGAGUCAACCCCCACCACCCCCCACCCGCUCUAAUCCUCCCCCACCCCCUAGCCGACCUGCAGCCCCUCCCCCACCAGCUAGGACUACAUCUAAUCAGAGUGGGGGUACUAUAGGACGAUCUUACGGGCCUCCGGCGGCACGCCCCCCUCCCCCUCCGAGGAAGGAUGUACCCCCACCCCCUCCCCCUCAUGCACCUAGUGCCCCCAGCAGAGGCCCCCCUACUGCUCCAGUGUCAAACCCUCCGCCCUUGAGGAGGCCCAGUUCUUCAAGCUCUUACGGAUCAGGCGGUGAUGAUUUUGAGAAGAAUUUCCGAUUCCAUAGUGUAAAUGAGCUGCCUCCGCCAGAGCCCUUUUCAAAUAGUAAUAAAACAUACCCCAGUAGAAAUCCCCGAGGUAGUGAUGGAAGUCAAAGAAGAGCACCUCCACCUCCUCCCCCGCGGUGAAAACAGACCUGGUUGACAUAGGAGAAACAUAGAAGUCGUAUACUAUUGCUGUGCAAUUGUGAUCCUGUUGUAUAAAGAAGACUUUGGGAAGCCAUCUUGGAUCACAUCUGCCUCGAGAUAAUCUAUGUGCUCAUCGCGACCCCUUAUCCAGGAUCGGUUGAUUCUUCUGGGACAUUGGUUUCAUUUCUUUUUAGGAAGAUUUUGUUUUUCUUUCAUAUACAAUUUGCAACAUUGACCAUGUAUGAAUAAUCGAUAAAUGUGUCAACGCUGUCAUCGUGGAGGUGGAUCAGUGGAGCGUGUCGUCAAUGUCAGUGAUUGACACCUGCCAUGUUUAUAUCAAAACAGGACUACGGCAUUCAGUAAUGUUUCCAGGAAACAGAUAUGGUGCUGAGUAACGAAGCACAAUACGUAUGUCAAUAUUUCUGUCUGGACACUGGACGCUAGUUCGCUAUUGACGUGUAUAUAGGUGGCGCUCCGCUGGACGUGUAUAUAACACAACCAACACAGUCAUUCAUCUCUGCUUGUAGCUUCGAUGUUGGAGUGAGAUUGUGAGGUGAUUGUAUUCGCAUGUAUCCUGUGUUUGGACCUAUACAUUGCAUCUGUUUAAUUAUUUGCAUUAUUCCAAAUACUGCUGAUGUUACGUUCUGUUUGCAUGUGUAGCUUGUAUUCAAAAAUUUUAAUUCCAACAUUUUGUGCUUAUUUGAUAGAAUGUGCGUUUGUGUAAGCUGUUAAAAUAUAUUACUCUGUUUCGUACAUGCAUUACCGCUAAUUUUUAUAAUGAAUCUGAUAUGACAAAAUUAUUCACUUAUAAAGUUAAUGAGGGAUAAUAUAUAUAAUUCUAGGUGAGAACUAUCUCAAAGUAUUCAAUUUCCCACUAUGCAAAAUAUGAAUAACCCUUUUCUACUUCUUAUAGCUACUCAGAUGUAACAGUGUAACAAUGUCACCUUCUAGCUUUAUACCAAGGCACAGGACUAAGGCCCUUCCAUAUUCGAUGUAGAUACAUAGGGCAAACUGAUGGUGCAGAAUCAUUCCAUUCCAUGUAUUUAGUGGUAUUCAUUUGCAUGAUUACAUGUAUUUAUCUCCCUUUGGUGUUCCUAUAGAUCUGAGGCUUUUGUGUCAGUUAUGUCCCUUGACGAGGAAGACUGGAUGUCAACAUGCAUUUAUAUAUACUUUUUUUAAAUCGCUUGUUAACAUCUGUAGAAAGUAAUGUGUUUUAUUUGAAAUUGAUCAUUCUCUUAGCAUCGCCAUCUUGAGAUCGCACAUGCUCUGGUGUGUUUUGAUGAAGGUUUGACCUCAAGGGGAGGUAACUGACACAUGGGACAGGAUUUAACACCAGCACUGUAUUCUAUUGGUGAAGGAAAGAGAAUUGCUCAAACUGAGACUUUACUGUGAGUUCAAGCCAAUGCAAGAAUGCCCAUAUUUGUUUGAAAUUUGCUAAAGAUGAUGACAGGAAUAGAUGCAGUACUUUGCUCCUGACAUACAUGGAUUAGAUACGCUAGAAAUACUUCAGUAUUUCAGUGUCAGUGACUUGCAUGUUCCCUGUGGCGUGGGCAGCGCAUACUUCACUGUAUGGAGUUAUCUCCCUUAGCUGUGCCAGUAUCUGCUAGUCAUGGGUUUGAAUGCUACAUUUGCACUGAUUAUGGUAUUUGGUGUGUCAGCAGAAGAAUUGUGCUUGUUAGCGUCAGUGAUGAGUGUCCAUGACAAGUGGCCCUCUCGGCUUUCUGAGGGCACCCUCAGUAACAGAAAUACUGUACAGUGACUAUUUACCUGUCAGUUCUGUAUAAUUCCAUAUUGGCUAAUCCUUAACUUGCAUUCAUAUUCCCAAAUGAAUUAGGCAUGCCAGAAAGCUAUGAUCUGGGCCUCAAGGCUCGUCAGCACCAUAUUCAUACUCGUGGGUUUCACCAAAGUGGUAAACGUCCGAGACCUGCAUCACUUUGUGCUGUCCUCCCAAAUCGAGAUAACUUGCCAUGUUAUAAGCAGUGGCGUAUCCAGAGGGGUUGCACGCCACCCCUUUUUAAUACACCUUGCAUGUUAACUGUGCCCUUGGCUGAAAGUAAUUAAAAAAUUAUUCCUGGCGGACUCCUGUUACGGAGAUACAACCAUUACAGAACAAUAUGUAUUGAAGAUACCAGCUGAAACAGUGGUUUAGACAUUUGUAAAAAUAGAUAUAUGUUGAUAUAUUAUGUGUAUUAUAUCAAUGACAGGACCAUCUGUGAUGGGUAUUCUUGUAUUGGCAGAAUGGCAUCCAAGGGAUGAGGGAUGUUACAUGUAGCAUGGCUUCACAUCAGACCUGGGACUGAAGGGUGGGCCGAAUUAUAGACAGAGGACUUGAUAUUUCGGGAUGUCCUCUGGUCUGAAUUCAGAGUAUUUUACUUGUUCUAAGAUAGGUAUUUUUCAAAACUAGACAAAUUUAUUCAACUUUCCAGUUAGAAAAAGGAGAAGGUCAAUGUACAUUCUGUUGAGCUUAGUACAGUGAAUAACUGGUCUUUACUGUGAAAACUAGAAAGUAGGGCUGGGACGAGUCUGAAUUUAUUACCCUGGUACCCACCCCCAUAUUACCUGACCCUACCCUACCCGGGUACCCACUGUAGGUCUCAAGAGAGAGGUACAAAAUGUCCGAUUGGGCAUUUUGUUACCAUAGCACUGGCAAAACGUAUUUAGAUACAUGUAUUAAACAAUCUGGUCAUGUAUACACUGAAGUUGACUCAAGUUGUAUCUUUAUUCAAAGAUAUGAAAAGUCAGAAGGAAUGCGAACAUUUGUGACUUGUAGUGUAACCAUAGAGUUCUAGAUACUUUUUUUUGUCAUUAAACAAUAUAUCACGUAACUAACCACGGGUCCAGGUAGUCCUGUGGGUACCCGGGCCCUACUCAGUACCCACCCGACCCAAGUACCUGAGUUACCUGUCCCAGCCCUACUAGAAAGUCACUGUCUUUAGAGAUUUACUUAAGGUGUUUUUGAUAGUAUUUAAAACAUUAUUUAGAUAUUUUAAGCACAUAUGGAUGAAACGUUCAGCUGUAAGAAAACAUAAUUUCUAUGUUAGUCUUCUUGUUCUUUGUAGCAUGUGGAUAAAAAUUGCAUUUAAGUAUCUCCCUCAAUUUCUACAGCGACAUUCAAUUGAUGAUGUACAGCGUUAUGACUAUAUACAUGAGGUUAUAAUGCAGUGAUGUCAUAGUUUAAUGAACAGUGCAGUGCUAAACUGAUUCACUGUUGCCAUAACAACAUGGAUGUUUCAGGGGCUAGAUAAGUGUUUCAUGGGCUAGGUGGAUGUUUCAGGGGCUAGGUGGAUGUUUCAGGGGCUAGGUGGAUGUUUCAGGGACUAGGUGGAUGUUUCAGGGACUAGGUGGAUGUUUAAGGGGCUAGGUGGAUGUUUCAGGGACUAGGUGGAUGUUUAAGGGGCUAGGUGGAUGUUUCAGGGGCUAGGUGGAUGUUUCAGGGGCUAGGUAAGUGUUUCAGGGACUAGGUCAAUGUUUUGGGAGCUAGGUGGAUGUUUCAGGGGCUAGGUGGAUGUAUUGGGGGCUUGGUGGAUGUUUCAGGGACUAGGUGGAUGUUUCAGGGACUAGAUGUAUGUUUCAGGGGCUAGGUGGAUGUUUCAGGGGCAAGGUGGAUGUUUCAGGGGCGAGGUAAGUGUUUCAGGGGCGAGGUAAGUGUUUCAGGGACUAGGUGGAUGUUUCAGGAGCUAGUGUGAAGCUGUGUGUACAGAGAGUGGUUCAACAGAGAUCAGACUUCCAGGGCUCACUGUAUGUAGUGGAUAUAGUAGUUAUUCCACACUGUGUAUAACCAUUAUACAAGGCAACAUGACAUAUCUUUUAUAUUGUACAGAUUGGGUGGCACUCGACUGCCACUGUUGAUUUUAAUAGACCCAACACAGGUUGACUAUGUUACAGAUGACGAUAAGGGAAACUGUAGUCACCUAAUAAGCACUGGCUUGCAAUAUUAUUGAGAUUUAAGGUCCCACUUGACACUAUGUUCAACAUUAUACAAGGGAGUUUGAUGAAACUGCACAUGUCUAAAUAUAAAUAUGUCUGUAUUAUUAAGAUGAUCUUUCACAAGUCUGAACGUUUGCCCCAGUGUCUUUUGUAUUAUAAUCACCCUCUUUGCAUUAUAAAUAUCAGUAGAAUGCCUGUGUGCUUACAGGGGAGAACUAUGGUGUAUGUGGUUCAGGAUGCGUCUGGAAAGGGGAAUUCGGGGCUGAUAGUUUACAGUGACUGGAUCAACAUUUAUCUUUCAGUGUUUGAGAAUCCAACCAUCGUUAAUGAAAGCAAAAUAUAUUAUUCUUAAUCAAUGUUCUAGUUGCUACUAGCUGCAGGAUUGCUUAUUCGGUUUUAAGCCGAAUUUACUCACUAAUUUGAAUGUUCAUGGACAUGUAGGCUCCUAUGUAGACAUGUUAGCCAUUGUUUAGAUAAGAUUAUCUUUCUGAAUACAUUAUUUGCAGUACUUAAGAGAAUAAUCAUUAUUAUAAAUCACUAAAUUUAAGAUGAAAAGGAACAGCUUCUGCUUUGUUGCUUCCCUUAGAUGUAACAGGAUCUCCUGUGUGAUUGAAUCCCAGAUUCAGACAGUCUAUCAUCACCUUAUCCUGUGGAGUUCUUGAAAGUGUAAAUGUUGAAGACCUGCAUCACUUUGGGCUUCCCAACCACAUUAAUCUGUGGCCUGACUGAUAUACUCUUUACCUGGAGUCUUGACCCGGACCUAUUGCAGAUAUUAUUAGUUUUAACUCACCAGUCCUGUCUGUUUCCAGAUGGAUCUUGAAUACCAAUCUUACAUUCUGUAGCUCUCCUAGAUAAAACUGAUCAUAUCACCCGGGAAUUAUUGUGUGUUAUUUAUAACUGAUCAUAAUAUACACGUAGUGAUGCAGUUUGGCUGUCUCACAGUAUGGAUUAGGGGCGGUCGGGUAGCCUAGUGGUUAAAGUGUUCGCUCGUCACGCCGAAGACCAAGGUUCAAUUCCCGACAAGGGUACAAUGUGUGAAGCCCAUUUCUGGUGUCCCCUGCGGUGAUAUUGCUGGAAUAUGCUAAAAGCGGCGUAAAACCAUACUCACUCACUCACUCACAGUAUGGCUUGGGAGAGACUGAAUAUGGUUGGUGUUUGUCUGGGAAGUUUUAGAAUAUCCGAUCCAGUUCUUGUUUGUUUGCAUGCGAUAUAGCAACAAAAGUCCCCAUGGUAUUGUAAGCAUAAACAGAGGUAUCUUCACCGACUCUCCUCAUCUCCUUGUCAGGGUCUCAGUAUGUUUGUUUGUUUAUUGUUUAACACCACACUCCGAAAUAUUCCAGCUUUGCGAUGUUGGUCUGUAAGUAAUCGAGUCUGGACCGGUCAAUUCAAUGAGCAAUAUCGGAGCCACAAUCUAUGCCGCUGGCCAAGUCACCGAGUCUUACUACCUGCAUUUAGUCCUCUCUUACAGCGAGGAGAUGGUCCUAGGUGCAACAAAGAUUUCCCACUGUCCAAUCAAAACUAAUCAUGUCGAGGACCAUUUUCAACGGAUGGAUGGUUGCUCACAAUAUUGAUCACAGGAUUGUGUGGUCUUGAUUAUUUACAGGCUGCAAUGAUACGGCUGGAAUAUUGCUGAGAGCAGCAUUAAACAACAAACAAACAAAAUGAUGAGUCUCAAUUUGUCAUGUAUAUUGUACCGAGACCUUACUUACAAGAAACAAAUUGUAUCACGACAAUUGUAUGUAAUUAUGGCCUUAAUUAAGACAAACAAUGUUCGUCACAGCAAUGAGAUGGUACACAGGCUUGGGUUGUAUAGGGCAGGCUUGAGGAGUUUGUGAUGACUUGGGCUUGAUCAAUCACACGAUGAAUAAGACACGUCAGAACCAAACUGAAGACAUCUGGCUCAGUCAGGGUAGGGUGUCAUUCCUCUUGAAGGCAUUAAAAACUGGUCUCAGGAAUUGUUUUGUGUUGAAGGUUUCUAGGGUGUGCCAGCUAAGUUAGAGAUUUUUUUAAGCCACACUGUUUCUAGAAAUAUGGGUGCAGUGUACCUGAUUUACCAUGACUUUGUUGAGAUAUUUUACUGAUUUGCUAUCCCUUUUCACCCUCAUAUAGCAAUGCUUAUCAGUGGAAUCGGAAAGUUAGUAUGGAAAUCAGUGAUGUUUUCUGUUUUUGUAGUAAACUUUAGGAGACCAAAACAAAUCUUUAUCUUUCUGAGUGAGAGUUAAGACAACAACGUCUCGAUGCUUCUUUUAAUGUGAUUAAUCACUGUGCCUUUCACUAUUGCUGGUGUAAGUGUGAAUGUUGGUAGUGUAUAUUUUAGCCUGUCAGGUAAGACUACACGUAUGAGAUUCAGCAGUCAAAAUCUAAUGUAUUUCAAGUCCAUAGUUCACAAGGGGGCACGGGUGGCCCAGUCGUCUAAGGCGCCGCGAUUAGCUGUGCAGAGUUGCGUCCCUUGGGCACGCCAGAAACCUAUGAUUGUGGGUUCGAAUCCCGGUUCGCCCCGAUUAUGUUUCUAGGUUUGUCAGCACCAUACCCGUGCCCGUGGGUUUCACCGAAGUGGUAAACGUCUGAGACCUGCAUCACUUGGGGCUUUCCUCCCACAUUAAGCUGACACGCCGUGAUAUAACUGGAAUACUGUUAAAAGCGGUGUUAAACCCAACUCACUCACUCACUCACCAUAGUUCACAGAACAAAUCCUAACACACGGAUCAGGCCAACCAUUGUGGGGUUUGUGGUUUGACCCGUUUUGAUUUUUGUUCCUGUGAGACUUUCAAGAACAAAUGUGAAGGACGUUUGAGUGUAACGAUUGCCAAAAUGUGUUGCUUUCAAAGCUUCUUGUGUUUAUAUAUUUGUAAUUGUUUAUUUCCAAUUGUUUAUUUGCAAUUACUGACAUGCGAGUUUGAUGAAUUAGGGAUACUAUUUGAUGUAAUAUGUUUGAGUGCAAAUUAGACCAUGAGAAAUUGGACAUUGAUGCUGAUAUUUCCCCACAAACACUUCACUGGCAUAAUACUGCUACUGUUCUGUUUCAAGGGUUAGAUUGUUUAUAGAGCCAGAAAAGUUUUUUUGCCUCUUUUCAAAUGAGCUCGCUCUUUAUUUUUAGCCAAACUAAAACAAAUGUGAACAAGCUGUUUGGUUUAAAUUAAUAAUUUUAAACAGCUGUCUGUUAGUUAUUUUUUAAACCUUUCUAAUGGUGCUUAGGAUAUUAAAACAACCCUGACAACAUGUUUGGACUAAUAUACUUUGUGUGUGUUUCAUUUUGCCUGGGAAAAUUUGUAAAACAAGAAUGAAGUCAGCCUGGCCUAGUUUACAAAAUAUGUUUCAGAGAGUUGUCACAAUUUAAUUUGCGGUCAAAUCCAUAGGGAUUCCUGGUUAGAGAAUGUCCCCAGUAAUCUCUGCUGGUCAUAAGAGGCACACCAAUGGUGGUCAGGCUCAGUGACUGCAUGUCAUUGUACUCACAAUGUCGAUCACUGGAUUGUCUGGUCCUCGGGUUAUUUACAGGCUGGGUCAAUGCUCAGUGUGAUAUUAAACUAGUAAACCAACAGUUCUGCCCGUGAGUGCAUGUUUCUAUUUGCCGGGUAGUUUCCCUUGCGUUCAUGGUGUGCAUUUACCCUUAGAAUAAUAACAGUAGCUUCAGAUAGAGUAGAAGGAAAACGUCAAGCUUGGUUGGGAAGGUGUUGUGGUCUUGCUGAUAUUUGCAUUUGGAUCGAUUUGUUUUGAACUUCCUGAUAUUAUCAUGUACAUGAACCAUCCUUUGCUCUCAUAGAUUUUUAAUGUGAAUGAAGUGUGAUGGGCUGGUCCCAAGUUUAAAUUUGGAUUAAUUGGUUUAUAAGUAAUGUGGGGUGAUUUUUAAGCCUAUUAUUUAGCCCAUGUGGAGUUAGCUCAUUUAAGGUGGUGUCUGUUUUGCUUGUGAUUGAGUACCUGGUACUUAUGAUCGGACCAGGUCUUUGAAAAAAGAAUUUUCAUAACCAUCGUAAGAAAUGUCUUGUGGUUGGGGAGUACACGGUUUGUAUAAUCAACCAAGGAUUGUAUAAUUAAACAAUGUAUUGGGAAAAACAUUUGAAUGACAAUCAUUCUAAUAUAGAGAAAACUUUGAGUAUAGGAUUGUUGUUCUUUUGGGAGGCCAGUUUAUAGUGAUUUUUUAGCGCUUAUUAUCAUGUUUCUGAACAUUGCUGUGUGUACAUGAUUUGCUUCCUGAAGAUGUUAUAGGAAAAUCACCAAUACUCUUGCUUUUUCAAAGUGAUGCUUAGGUUACAUUCCCCAUUACAACCUCGACAUAUUUGGUCAGUUGAAACAAAAUGAAUUGAAAAAAUUAUUUCUAUGAAUUGUCAUUAACUCUUAAUAGGUCUUGAAAUGGAUUCAUGAAAAAGGCUUUUGACCAACAGUUCUCCUUUUCAUAACAAAGGCAAAAGAUAUCAACAUUGAAACUAAAAAUCUGUUCCAGUUGGAAGCUAAGUAUCCAUGCUCCACUUGGUCCAAGGGAGGCAACUCUUAGGGUGCACGAUCAGAGUAGCACUUGGAUUGUCAUUUUGGCUUUGGUUUAUAGUUUGGUCUUCUUUAUUUAUAUCCUUAUGAAGAAAUAUUCCAUUUACUCGACUAUCCAAAAAAACAAUGAUUUCAAUCCCAGGGCAUGGCUUAAUAUUAUAACCUUAAGACUCUUGUACAACUAAUGUGAUGUCACAUUUGAAUUCAUGCAGAGGAUGUCGAAGGAAGAAACCUUUACCUACUUCUGUUAGGCUUAAAGAAAUAAAGGUAUUGGUUCUCAGGCAAUAGUUUUUGGGGCAGGCAGUGUCUUAUUUAUUUUUAUUUGGUGGGGAGGGUGUGUGUUGUUGAAACUAGUAUGUUUUCAAAUAAACAGUUGUGUAACCAAAUAAACAAUUGUCAAUUGUGUACAAUCCACCUUGGAAAGGGCCUCCCUACAUAAAUGUAUUCCUUCAUCAGUAACAUCCAGCAUUUGACUACCAUUGGACUUGGAAUAUUUAUGUUAAAGUAGAGCAACAGUCAGAACUCGAGAUUUAUCAUGCAUGACUGAUUUGGAAAAGUACAAUGUAUUAGUAUUACUGCGUAAUUACAAAAUAUUUUUGUCAUUGUAAAUGUUAUGAAAUAACAAUGACCUAAAUGUCAAUAAAAGUGUUUUGAAAUGUGUUAAAUUAUCACUCAUCCAAUAUUGUCCAAACGAUCAGAAAAUUCAUGAUUUUCAUGUUCAGUCUGUAAAUUAUGUAUGAAGUGCAAGUUACCUAGAGCAUGUUGUAAGUGGGUGACUGAGAUGUCAAUGUGCUUGGCUUCUUUUCCGUUGCAAUGAUUGUUCGGUGCCUGCUCCCUAAUUAAUUCGUUUUUAUGUGCUGCAAUGUUUAGGGCAAGCUUAGAUAAGGUACGUGUUUGUUAAAUACCAUAGCAGUUGACAAGCCUGAACCUAUUCUAGACCAUUUCCAUGUUUAUAUUUUAGUGAAUUACAUUUUACUUCAACACAGUAGGUUGUAUUUACAGUUAGAAAUGAGAUUCAGUACACAUUAUCUCAAAAUAAUCAAAUUCUUGAUCUUAGUGUCUAAUACCUCUUUAAGUAGUUCCAUUAAUAUUUCUUGAUCUAUCUUUUGAGUAAACGUGUUUCUUUCCUGUCAUUACUAAUCCCUCCUUCAACAAACACAGCAUGUAUCUUGUGUAUUACGAGUCUUGAGUGUCUGUUCUCUUGUGAUUUCAGGGGCAAUGUUAUAUACAUGCAAACAAAUCUAAUUUUUGAAUAAACUUUCAAAAUGGA
Molecule: messenger RNA, 11122 nt
Organism: Haliotis rufescens (red abalone)
Lineage: Eukaryota; Metazoa; Mollusca; Gastropoda; Lepetellida; Haliotidae
Product: WAS/WASL-interacting protein family member 1-like
Exons: 7
Coding region: 220-1446 (408 amino acids)
Molecular function (GO): actin binding
Source: RefSeq, a predicted model, not a curated record